CAUAUUUUCAGAAAUUUCGGAUCAACUUUCCUGGACGAAGAAAAAGCCCGUUAACUCGAAAAACCUAAAUCAUAAAAUUAAACCCUAAAACCCUAAACUUUAUGGUUUAGGAUUGGGGGUUUUAGGGAACACUAAAAUGAUGGUCAGAAGAUGCAAAGGACGAUGGUAGCAUCCUUCUUACGCGACGCUCCAUUCCUCCAUCCCUAUGAACAUCUAUCUCCUUCAUUUCCUUCUUUUCUAAAACCCUUGAAGCCCAGCUAGGUGGAAGAGAUGAGGAUGCUCAAAGGAGGAUUCUAAAAAGGCGUAGCUACUGUGGAACCGGAGAUUCAAGAGGACCACACCCAUUUCUAGAUGACACAACUGGGGAAGAUGUUUGAUAGCAAGUAGAAUUUUCAAUAUGGUUUCCAGGGGUCUUUUGUGGUUUUUUACAAAGAGGACUGCAACUGGUGCAUUAAUAGGGCUAACCAUUUCAGACCGAUAUGCAAGCAUUGUUACAGUCCAUGGUCACUCUAUGAAACCCACUUUGAACCCGGGCUCUAAAGCAUUUCCAAUAUCAAUAUCUGGUGAUCUAGUUUUGGUGGAGAAGUUAUGCCUGAACAAAUACAAGUUCUCACAUGGUGACGUGGUAGUGUGUGGGAAUCCCAAUAACCACAAACAAUCACUUAUAAAGCGGAUAAUAGCCUUGCCUGGGGAUUGGAUAAGAAUACCUGAGACAUACAAAAUAGUGAAGGUUCCAGAAGGCCAUUGCUGGGUUGAAGGUGACAACUAUAAUAGCAGCACUGAUUCAAGGUCUUUUGGGCCGGUAUGUGUUUUCUUAGAAUUUGAAGCAUGUCAUUCCAGAUCCCACUUGGCCUUGUCAAAGGAAGAGCGACGCAUGUCAUCUGGCCUCCACAGCGAAUUCAUAAACUGGACAGAAGAAUGCCUACUGGAAGGAUUUCAUUGAUUUGAUUUGUGUAAAUUUUAAGUCUUGACUUGCUUCUCAGAUGGUACCCUGCUUGGCUUCCACUUUUGGCUGGUUAUUCAGAGGGAAAUGGUUGUUCAACUGCAGUUUGGAGAAUGAUUUUAGGAAUCUUUGGUUCGUGAAACUGAACUAUUUGGUUUGGGUCCCCCAACACACACACAUCACACAAAAACCCAAUCCAACCCCCAAAAAAAAGGAAAAAAAAAAAUCCAACAUCGUGUCAUUUUACAAGGCCUGGUAGGGUGAACUGUUUACUAUCUUUUCUGUUGUGAUUUUUUUUGUUUUCCUUUUAUUAUAAUGCUAAAGUGCAUUAAGUAUGUCUAAUGUCUUGUAGCUCUUUACUGUCAUGAACAACUUGUCUCCCUCCUCCCAAUUUUUUCAUGAAUAUACUUCAGUAUGGGGAUUGUUGCAGCUUUCGGCAAGAGCAA
Nymphaea colorata (pocket water lily) is the source of this 1389-nucleotide messenger RNA. RefSeq lists its product as uncharacterized. Gene Ontology annotation, biological process: mitochondrial respiratory chain complex assembly. The record is from RefSeq and is a predicted model, not a curated record. The transcript has 4 exons. Gene Ontology annotation, molecular function: serine-type endopeptidase activity. NCBI's taxonomy places the organism in Eukaryota, Viridiplantae, Streptophyta, Magnoliopsida, Nymphaeales, Nymphaeaceae. Gene Ontology annotation, cellular component: membrane; mitochondrial inner membrane peptidase complex. The coding region runs from base 398 to 943 and encodes 181 amino acids.